This is a messenger RNA of Sitodiplosis mosellana (orange wheat blossom midge), 2528 nucleotides long. RefSeq names its product monocarboxylate transporter 14-like. The transcript has 9 exons. Gene Ontology annotation, biological process: transmembrane transport; monocarboxylic acid transport. Gene Ontology annotation, molecular function: monocarboxylic acid transmembrane transporter activity. The coding region runs from base 107 to 1696 and encodes 529 amino acids. Lineage: Eukaryota; Metazoa; Arthropoda; Insecta; Diptera; Cecidomyiidae. The record is from RefSeq and is a predicted model, not a curated record.
GGUUGAUGCGUCAAGCAGAGUGUAAAAUUCCAGUAGCUUACGGUGCACUUAGUCGAUUGGAACAUUUUCUACUAGUUGUGGUAUUAUUAUUAGCUGAGAAGCAAAUAUGGAUAGCAUUGACACAGAAAAGCAGCAAAAAUUCCGAACGGAAAAAGUGGCCCCUGAAGGUGGCUGGGGUUAUUUGAUUCCAUUUGGAAUUGCAAUACCUGCGGCUUGCAGCAUAGGCAGUUUUUCAUCAUUUGGAUUGCUGUUCAAUGAUUUUCUCGAUGAAUUGGGUGCUGGAACGUCUGCUGUUACCAUUAUCACUGGUUCUUACUUCAGCGCAUUCAGCUUUGCAGGCCUAUUUGCGAGUAGUUUAUUCAAGAAAUUCCCAAUGCGAAACAUCGGAUUAUUUGGCGCAGCUUUAUUAUUUCUUGGUAGUUUGAUGACAGCAUUUGCAACAUCCGUUGAACACUUGAUCGUUUCGUUUGGUAUUAUGGAGGGAGCUGGAAUCGGCUUUAUGAUUCCUGUGGCGUACACGUCGUUCAAUUACUAUUUCGACAAAAGACGUGUCUUCAUAAUGAGCUUAACUCAAACACUGAAAGGAUUUAUCAUCAUGUCAUAUCCAAUAGUCCUCCAAUUCCUAGUGGCUGAAUACGGUUUCCGUGGUGCAGCAUUGGUGGUAGCGGCUUUGCAUGGUCACGCAUUUUUCGGAAUGAUUGUUAUGCAUCCAAUCGAAUGGCACUAUAAAACUGUUAAAGUUCCAAUCGAUGAAGAUGAACCUUUAAUGGAUUCGAAUGAGAAAAUUGAUGAAGUGAAAGUCAUUUCAAUGUCAUUGAAUGACUGUGAAAUGAAGCCAAUUGCAGAAGAAACGUCAAUCUCAGUUCAGGACAUUGAAAUGGUUGCCGAUGAUACAAAGAUUACAUUUAAACGAAGCAUAUCACUUGAUGCAACGCAAAAACUGAAUGGAUUUGAUCCAAUAAAAAAACGCUUUUCAAGCAUUAUGAGCUUAGGAGAUUUGAUUGGUGAUGCCAUUAUAACGGAGUCAUAUGGUCACGUUAAAAAUGGAAAAUGGCAAAAGAUAGUCGAAUUUCUAGACUUAACUCUCUUCAAAGAUUUAAUUUACGUAAAUAUUGUGCUGGGAAAUACAUUUGCAUUGUAUUCAGAUAGUGCAUUCUUCACAUUAUUGCCGAUGUACAUGUUUAAACUGGGAUUUGACAAGCCCGAUACAGCGUUGGUAGUGUCAAUUGCAGCUGCGGCCGAUUUAGGAUCGAGAAUUUUUCUGGCACUUUCAACUUUUUGUGUUCAAAUCAAAGCACGUAAUGUCAUUUUAAUUGGAGUGAUUGCUACAAUAAUCUUUCGACUAGUGUUUUUGACGAUAGAUAGUUUCAGUGGCAUUGUGGCGGUUGUUAUAGUACUCGGAUUCUUCCGCACAUUCCUCCACGUUACUGUGCCACUCGCUUUUGCCGAUCACUUGUCACACACACGAUUUGCAUCUGGCUAUGGACUGUAUAUGUUUUUGCAGGGAAAUUUUUCUUUUAUCAUAGCACCUUUUAUCGGAUAUAUUCGCGAUGCAACUCAAAGCUAUGUUAUUUGCUUCAAUUCACUUACUUUCAUCAUGAGCUUAUGUGCGAUACCGUGGAUUAUUGAAAUGAUAUGGUUUCGAUUUAAUCUUCGACAAAUAAAAAACGAAACCGAUCAACCACCUAAUUUAUGAAAAAAAAAAGAAAAAGAAAAAAACAGAGAAUAAGUUUUCCACACUAUAUUAAACAAGUCAGCGUGACAAAAUUGGAUUUACAAAUGUUUCGUUUAGAAUAAAAAUUGGAUUAGCCGAAACCGCCCUAUUUGCAUAUGGCUUCGUUUUGGUCUCGUUUAUUCGAGGAAAUUUAAUGUUUUUAAUUUCGCCGAUUUUCGGAUGGAUUCGAGAUGUGACUCAAAGUAAUAUCAUCUGUUUCUAUACACCUACUCUGCUCAUGUGUUUGUGCGACGUUCCUUGGACUGCUGAAAUGCUUUGGUUUCGAUUUCAUCCUCGAAAAAUCAAAAAAUAAACUGACUACACCUCGAAUACGUUCUUCAUACUAUAUUCAGCGAGUCACCAUUACGAAAUCAGAUUACAAAUAGAUGUUUAUUUAGCGAUUAAGGAGCAUUAUAAUUUUAAUUAUAAAAGGCAGCAUUACCAACUGAUUUGUUUCUAUUCAGCUCGAAGCUUCUAAUGAUUUCAAUUGUUUUUUUUAUUUAAACAAAAUUCGAGAGCAAAUAUCUACAUGUGAUAGAUAAAAUAGAAAUGUUACAUAUUGUACCUUAUGACCAUUACUUGCUUAAUUUUUAUCUUGACAGAUUAAAUCUUGAAGAAAAUUAAAUUAGAUACAUGUUCACGAGUUCUGUAUGAUUUCAUUAGCUUGAAUUGCGUUCAGUUUAUCGACAGAUUUUCAAAUUGUAAGCUAGUCAAAGGAACAGCGAAAUGGGCGAUUUGACCGAAGAACUUAAGUUUCAUACUAUAAACGUGGCACCAGAAGGAAAAUGGGGAUAUUUGGUUGCGAUCGGUAAUA